UCCCAGUGAACGUAGACCCCGCCACAUUCGAUAGCUACUACAAUGGAUGUUGUAAUGGUACAUUUUGGCCACUUUUUCACUCAAUGCCUGGACGAGCAGCAUUCAGCGCGAGCGAUUAUCGGAACUACGUAACUGUCAACAAGUGUUUUGCAGCCAAGACAAUUGAAGCUUUGGAAAAAUGCCACAAGAAUAAGAAAAAUCCCAACGCUGUGCCAAUCAUCUGGAUCCACGACUAUCACCUAAUGCUGGCAGCCAAUUGGAUUCGUGAAGAGGCUGAAGAAAAGAAACUCCCCUGUCAACUGGCCUUCUUCAUGCACAUUCCAUUCCCACCAUGGGAUAUCUUCAGAUUGUUCCCGUGGUCCGAUGAAAUCCUUCAAGGAGUCCUGGGUUGUGAUAUGGUUGGUUUUCAUAUUCAGGAUUACUGCCUGAACUUCGUGGACUGUUGUCAGAGGAAUCUGGGAUGUCGUGUUGAUCGGAAUAACUUGUUGGUUGAGCAGGGUGACCGAUCAGUAAGGAUUCGUCCGCUUCCUAUUGGUAUUCCAUUCGAAAGAUUUGAGGAAUUAGCAAAGAAAGCGAAAAGAGUUCUAAAAACGAAACAAAAGGUUAUUUUAGGAGUUGAUCGAUUAGACUACACAAAAGGACUUGUUCAUAGGUUAAAAGCAUUUGAAGCUCUGUUGGAACUGCAUCCUGAACACAGAGGUAACGUAAGCUUACUGCAAGUUUCAGUCCCUUCACGAACAGAUGUGAAGGAAUACCGUGAGCUCAAGGAGGAAAUGGAUCAAUUGGUCGGUCGAAUCAACGGACGAUUCACUACAGCCAACUGGGCCCCUAUUCGUUAUAUCUAUGACUAUGUCGCCCAAGAUGAUUUGGCUGCCCUUUAUCGAGACGCUGCUGUUUGCUUAGUUACCCCAUUACGAGAUGGAAUGAAUUUGGUCGCCAAGGAGUUUGUCGCUUGCCAGAUCAACGAAUCACCUGGGGUUUUAGUUAUAUCACCCUUUGCAGGCGCAGGUGAAAUGAUGUUGGAAGCAUUGCUGUGCAACCCCUACGAAGUAACCGAAGCUUCAGAAGUGAUUCAUCGAGCGUUGACCAUCUCCGAAGACGAAAGAAUUCUAAGAAUGAGUCGAUUAAGGUCUCGUGAGAAAGAAUGUGAUGUCAAUCAUUGGAUGAGGAGCUUUUUAAAGGCAAUGGGAACAUUGGAAGUGGACGAUGUUGGUACAACUACAAUGCAACCGGUUUCAAUAGACGACUUCGAUGACUACUUGCUGAAGUACAUUGGCUACAAUCAUAAGUUAGCUUUAUUGAUGGACUACGACGGUACUCUGGCUCCGAUAGCACCUCAUCCAGAUUUGGCAAUCUUAUCACCGGAAACUAAGAAUGUACUCUUCAAACUAUCGAAUCACUCAGAUGUUUAUGUAGCAAUCAUUUCGGGACGAAGUGUUGACAACGUAAAGAAAAUGGUAGGCAUCGAAGGUAUCACAUACGCAGGUAACCACGGAUUGGAAAUUCUACAUCCUAACGACAGCAAAUUUGUUCACCCAAUGCCAAAUGAAUACGAAGAAAAAGUUAGGUUACUUCUUAAGGCACUCCAGGAUUCUGUAUGCCGAGAUGGUGCCUGGGUAGAAAAUAAAGGACCUUUGUUAACAUUCCACUACCGAGAGACACCUAAUGAACUCAGGCCAGCUAUGAUCGAGAAAGCUCGUACCUUGAUUGAAAAGUAUGGAUUCCGCGCAACAGAGGCUCAUUGUGCCUUGGAAGCUAGACCUCCAGUACAAUGGAAUAAGGGUCGCGCCUCAAUUUAUAUUCUGAGAACGGCAUUCGGCGUUGACUGGAGUGAAAGGAUAAAAAUCAUAUAUGCUGGCGACGAUUUAACGGACGAAGAUGCCUUGGUGUCCCUCAAAGGUAUGGCCAGGACCUUCCGUAUCACAAACUCGGACUUCGUCAAAACCGCUGCGGAUCAUCGUCUACCAUCAACGGAUUCGGUACUGACUUUGCUGAAGUGGGUAGAACGACAUUUCAUGGGAAGGAAGGCUCGAGCGAACUCAUUGACUUUUCGAAAUCGAAAAGAGGAUGGUGUAACCACUCAUAUGUCAUUUGACUUGGUACCGAAUACUCUGAAUAACUGUGACAAUUUGUAGAUAAGUAUUUGGAUGAAGACCAAUCGAAGCCUAAUUCAAAUUUGGUUUUAAUCAUUGAUUUUAUAAGAUAAUUAGGUUGUAUUAAUGUUUAGGGAAUAGAAAAUUCAAAUCAGUAAAAAAACUGAAAAGAUUAUGGUGAAAUAUAGAAUUCUAUAUUCAUA
Molecule: messenger RNA, 2296 nt
Organism: Hermetia illucens (black soldier fly)
Lineage: Eukaryota; Metazoa; Arthropoda; Insecta; Diptera; Stratiomyidae
Product: alpha,alpha-trehalose-phosphate synthase [UDP-forming]-like
Exons: 4
Coding region: 84-2135 (683 amino acids)
Biological process (GO): trehalose biosynthetic process
Cellular component (GO): alpha,alpha-trehalose-phosphate synthase complex (UDP-forming); cytosol
Molecular function (GO): catalytic activity
Source: RefSeq, a predicted model, not a curated record